ACACUGUAUUACGGAGAGUACAUGAACAAUGGGCCGGGUGCUGGUACCAGCAAAAGGGUCCAUUGGACCGGUUACCAUGUGUUGAAUGCCGCAGAAGCUAGCAAGUUCACAGUUGCGCAGCUCAUGCAUGGUGAUCUUUGGUUGGCUGAGACCGGGGUUAGCUUCAUUUCAGACCUCUAGACUCUAUAAUAUGUGUAUUUUUAUGCUGUUGCUCGUGAAAUAAAAUAAAGCUCUUCCGCUGUAUGUAGUUUAUACUUUACAUAACCUUGUAGCAACUAUCAGUCUU
Molecule: messenger RNA, 286 nt
Organism: Arachis ipaensis
Lineage: Eukaryota; Viridiplantae; Streptophyta; Magnoliopsida; Fabales; Fabaceae
Source: RefSeq, a predicted model, not a curated record